AUGUCCCCAUAUGCCCCGGUCUUUGGAAAAGCUUGCCAUCUGUCGCUCGAGUUGGAACAUAAGGCGAUUUGGGCAUGCAAGAAGCUGAACUUUGGUCUAGCAAGUGCAGGAAAAGUCCGGAAAUUGCAACUGAACCAGCUGGUCAAAUGGCAAAGGGAUGCCUACGAAAAUGCCAAGAUCUAUAAGGAGAGAACUAAGAAGUGGCAUGAUGAUCAGAUAAACAACCGGACAUUCGUCGAAGGUCAACAGGUACUAUUGUUUAACGCACGUUUGCGAUUGUUUCCAGGGAAGUUGAAAUCCCGCUGGUCUGGGCCAUUUCGGAUUAAGACUAUCUUUCCCCACGGCACAGUGGAACUGACAACUGAAGACAGAAACAAUGCAUUUAAAGUCAAUGGUCAUCGGAUUAAGCCUUAUUAUGGGGGCGAUGUGGAUCGACGCAUGGAUACCAUUGACUUGGGCAAGUAG
Benincasa hispida (wax gourd) is the source of this 465-nucleotide messenger RNA. Lineage: Eukaryota; Viridiplantae; Streptophyta; Magnoliopsida; Cucurbitales; Cucurbitaceae. The record is from RefSeq and is a predicted model, not a curated record.